UUCACUAUUUCUCUCUGCAUUUGUAUGUAAAGACAACAGUUUCACCCUAAAAGCAAGCACACAUUCCUUUGUCUUUAUUUCAGGUCAAAUGCAGUUAUGCUACACAUUGAUGUUUAUGAUUCAUGUAAUUUUGAAGUUAGGGCAAAACAUAAUUAAGCAAUUGCACACAUAUUUAGGUAAAGAUAAAUAAUAAUAAUAAUAAUAAUAAUAAUAAUAAUAAUAAUAAUAAUAAUAAUAAUAAUAAUAAUAAUAAGGUUAAAAUAUGGCUUUAUCCGGUAUAGGGAAAAAAAACUACCUAUCUGGGAAAGAGUCGACUCUUAUUACUGAGCUGAACCAAAUGAACUGACUCAAUAAGAAGAGUCAAAUUCACGGGCUGUUUUUGUGCACGCGCGGCGCUGCUGUCGAGCGUCACGUUGGCAUAGAAACUGCUGCUACCUGCGUAUUGUGAGCUUCAUAGUUUUAGCUACUUGUUUUCAUAUUCGACUUAUAUUCAUAUUCAACCGUAUAUUAUGCUAUAAAAACCUCAGAGGAUUAUUUCAGUGAACCGUUUGAACAAUUUGCGAGGUGUUCAGUAGGGGUGUUGGUAUUUUUGUUUGUUUGUUUAUCCUUUUUACGGCAGUAAAGCCAACUAAUAACUGACGUCACCUAAGGACUUUUCCUAUUCUAGUACUUAUAUCUACUCAUCACAUUGGGAAUAUCUGGGAAUGUUUAAAAACGAGUAUCAGGGUGGUGUUGUUGUGGAGGUCUUCAGUGCACAAGGAAAAGAUCCUGUUGCAAAAUGGAAACUUAGCGGCCAGCCGUCUAUCAGUAAGAUGUUCGAUAAAGAAAUGAAAGGUUUUGUGUACAGCCUCGAAGGCAGCAGUCAAACACAUAGGAUGCAGUUACCCAAAGAUGGAAAGAUGCCUCUUGUCCUGAUUCAGAAGUUCCUGGUCCUGCAGGUGAAUGUUCCUCCUGGUAAAGACUUCUCAACUGAGCUUCUUGUAACAGAUCAAGGGCACUUGAAACGAAGGCUUUACUUGUCCACUGUCCAUAAGGAAUUUUCAUCUACACCUCUGCAUGCCAGAAUACCGCUUAUCAGCCUCAGACGAAACAUUUGGUGUAACCUGUGCAUUGACUUGGGGUCAUUCACCACUGAGCUGUUCCGAGGUGCUAUGUUCCUGUCUCUGGAUGGCAUUGUUAUAUCAGCCUGCUGUAAAGUCAGGCGCAUCUUCACCAUGAGGAAUGAACCUGCAGAUCAUGUGGACAGAGAUCCAUAUGAUAUAAGAAAUUAUCCUACGGAGGAGAUUCCUAAAAGCUGCCAGUUUCCUCCUGAGAUUCAACACGUUACACAGCUAAUGAAUAUGGAAAGACUGAGACAGGCUGAUCUGAGAAGUGUAUCUAUCAGCUCAGAAUCUGAACAGCCGAGCACAGGGAGAGUGACUCGGGGUCCGAAAACCCAGGACUGCUCUCAUAUUGCUUUUGGUUCAAAAGUCACAGGACGUCCUCCGCUUACUGCAAGAAAGGGCAGUUCAUUAACAACUGGAACAGAACACAAAGCACGUUCAGGGAGAAGUGGAAGACGAAAGACACAACCACCAGCUGAGCAAGCAUCUUCUGAAAGGACAGUGUCUGGGAGGCCAAAGCUGGUUCUUAAUGAGAGAAUAGUUUUAAAUCCGAUAUGUAGUUCAUAUUCUCCUGAGCCAAUACCCAGAUCUUCAGAAUGCCAACCUCCAUCUGAUUCACCCAAUGAGUUGCAUAUUUUUGAGGAUGGAAAUGAUGCUGCCAGAAGGACUUCAACUCCAAUCAGUCUGGAUGAAGCUGAUGAAGAGGACUGCGACGAGGUCUUUACUUUUUCUUCACAUCCUCACUCAGCCAGAAGGGGUCAACCUUCUGACCUUACAGCUGAUGACCUUGGGUGGGAAGGAGAGCGAAAAGAGGCAUGUUGGAAGGAUGACUUCAUUGCAAGUGAGGGUGAAGAGGAUCAGAGCUUCUCUGGAUUCCUCUCUCAGAGAUUUGCAGCACACACCAGUCCUGCUCAUCCUACCCUGGCUUCUGUUCCCAUUCCCAGAUCUACCUCUUCACCCAGGCUUUGCACUGAGCCAACUAAGGCCUUUACUGUAACACAUACAUCCACCCAGUCUUCCUCAGAGGGGUCCCAAAGGACUGAGAUGGUGUUUGUGGCACCAACCCGCUGUCUCUCACCAUGCACUGCCAAUCUGUGGAGCAGACAGCAACACUCUAGACCUGAGCAAAGCAAGCCUGAUGGAGAUAUGAGGACAUCCAUUAAUAGAACAUCUGUUCGGGAAAUUCCCCCUGAGGAUGUGAAGCUCCACAAGGUGAGGAAGAGCAUGAGCAAGAUGCCUGUGGGCUCGAGCACAUGUGAUUUAUCUAAGAAAGCAGAGCAGGAGGAGGACGAAGAAGAAGAGCUGCGGAUGUUAGCUAGUCUAAAAAGACAGCAGGAAGAAGAGGAGGGUGGGACCUGUGACUCAGGCCUCAGUGCUUCACAAGUCCAGCAGUGCAAUGUCAGCCUGAGUAUGAGCAGUGAUGACACAUCUACAUGGACCCAGUGUAUCCCUCUAGCAUCUGAUCAGGGUCAGUACUACCAGAAAGAGAUGAAUCCACUUCUCCACUCUAAUCCCAGGGAAUGGAUGGAUGUUCUCAGCCCUCCAAUAAUUCAUCCCAGACACCAGCAGACUGAGAGCAAAGGAGACUACAGCAACAUGUCAACCAAAGGGUCUGUGACUGAGGAGAACUGCAGUGAGGAUGAGUUUCUUAAUCUGCUCUAUGAUUCAUGUUUAAACUGCUACUUUGAUCCUCAAACUGGGAAGUACUAUGAGCUGGUCUAAGUUUGAAGAAAUCACAGACACAGAUAUCAUAAUAUAUAUAUAUAUAUAUAUAUAUACAGUAUAUUACAAGUGUAGACAUAGAUAAACUUAAGCAAUAAAUUGUUUUGUCCACUUUUGUUUGGAUGCA
Tachysurus vachellii is the source of this 2952-nucleotide messenger RNA. It is a transcript of the gene cfap20dc, whose product is annotated as CFAP20 domain containing. Bases 705 to 2825 code for a protein of 706 amino acids. The record is from RefSeq and is a predicted model, not a curated record. NCBI's taxonomy places the organism in Eukaryota, Metazoa, Chordata, Actinopteri, Siluriformes, Bagridae. The transcript has 17 exons.